Fusarium vanettenii 77-13-4 is the source of this 2550-nucleotide messenger RNA. RefSeq lists its product as uncharacterized. Bases 1 to 2550 code for a protein of 849 amino acids. The record is from RefSeq and is a predicted model, not a curated record. Gene Ontology annotation, molecular function: carbohydrate binding; hydrolase activity, hydrolyzing O-glycosyl compounds. Gene Ontology annotation, biological process: carbohydrate metabolic process. Lineage: Eukaryota; Fungi; Ascomycota; Sordariomycetes; Hypocreales; Nectriaceae. The transcript has a single exon.
AUGCCUCAGCACGAACGCGUCCCCUCCUCUUGGACUCUGCGUCCCGUUCUACACGAGGACAAUGAGACAAGUCCUUCUGUGCACCUCAAGUCUCAAGACCCAGAACUCCCGUUCAACUUUUCUUUCGAAGCUAUUCUCCCCAAUGUCUUUCGAACAACAUACAUCAGUGACAGUCACCCUCUGCCACCUCAUCCUAGCAUCCCAACACCCACCAAGGACUUGUCGGAUACUGAGAUAAACGUCCAAGCGGUGGAAGCGAGCAAGGAAGUUCGCAUCGGAGAAAUCAGCGCCAGAGUGGACUGGAGUGAUUCAUGCCCUCUCGUCAGCGUGUCUCUCGGGGGCUCAGAUGAGGCCCCCCUUCACCAAGAUCUGCCUCACCGAGCCUAUAUUGUCAAUGGCGGAGGAGUAGGGCAUUAUUCGCGAUAUCAUCGCGGUACUCUUCACGUCGGCCUUGGCGAAAAGGCCGCUCCCAUGAAUCUCUCUGGGCGGAGAUUCCAACUCUCUGCCACUGACAGCUUUGGCUACGACAACUACAAGACAGACCCGCUUUACAAGAACAUCCCGCUUCUCAUCAAUGCUACUCCUCGGGGCUGUGUUGCACUUUUCUCUACCAGUCAUGCCAGAGGCGAGUACUCAAUCGGAUCCGAGAUGGACGGCAUGUGGGGUCACUACAAGGUCCUUCGUCAAGACUAUGGAGGCUUGGAGGAGUACAUGAUUGUUGGGAAGACUCUCAAAGACAUCGUCACUACAUAUGCAAGGCUUGCCGGGUAUCCCUUGCUGGUUCCUCGCUGGGCUUUUGGAUACCUUUCUGGAGGCAUGAAGUAUUCCAUGCUUGACGACCCUCCAGCAUCCGAGGCGCUUCUGGAGCUUGCAAGAAAGAUGAAGGAGAACGACAUCCCUUGCUCCGCUUAUCAGAUGUCUUCUGGAUACACUGUCUCCGAGCAUCCUCCUAAGACUCGAAACGUCUUCACCUGGAAUCACCACCGCUUUCCGGAUCCCAAGGCCUUCAUCGAAGAAUACCACAAACUGGGAAUGAGACUCAUUGCCAAUGUCAAACCCUACGUUCUCGAGAACCAUCCCGAGUACCAGAAGCUGAAGGAUGCCGGUGCCUUGUUCACAGACCCGCAUACCAACCAGAGCGCCAUUGCUAGGCUAUGGAGCGCCGGAGGAGGUGAAAGCGGUCUUGGUGGCCACAUCGACUUUACUUCAGCGGCUGGCUUCAAGUGGUGGUACGAGGGAAUCAAGAAGCUACGCGAGGAGGGCAUCGACUGCAUGUGGAACGAUAACAAUGAAUAUGUCAUCGGCGACGAUGAGUGGAGAUGCGCUCUCAACGAGCCAUCUCUCACUGUUCCAGAAGCCGCAAAAUAUCGCCCAGAAAUUGGACUAUGGGGUCGAAGUCUCCAGACUGAACUUCAUGGCAAGUCUUCUCACGAUGCCUUGGUCGACGCGGAUCCAGACGCGAGGCCAUUCGUUCUCACACGCAGCGCCACAGCUGGAACCAUACGAUACGCGUGUAGUUCCUGGAGUGGUGACAACGUCACCAGUUGGUCAAGCAUGAAGGGCGCCAAUGCCUUGUCUUUAAAUGCAGGCAUGUCUCUCAUGCAAUGCUAUGGCCACGAUAUUGGGGGGUUCGAGGGACCCCAGCCAUCCCCUGAACUCCUCGUCCGUUGGGUUCAACAGGGCAUCUACUCACCUCGCUUCGCCAUCAACUGUUUCAAAACUGGCAACGACAACCAAGUCGGCGACGUCAUUGAACCUUGGAUGUAUCCCGAGAUCACGCACCUGGUUCGGAAGACUAUCAAGCGCCGCUAUGCCUUGAUGCCGUAUCUGUACUCUCUCAUGUUGGAAAGUCAUCAGCAUGCAAUCCCGCCACAGCGCUGGACUGGUUGGGGCUAUGAAGCCGAUCCAGAGGUUUGGACUGAGAAGAUUAUGGAUGGCGAGACGCAGUAUUGGCUCGGUGAUUCUCUUCUGAUCGGUGGUGUCUUUGAACCCGGUGCUUCCAAAGCACAAGUAUACCUCCCCAAGGCCUCUGCUAACGACGGCGGAUUCAUCAACCUCAACGCCCCUUAUCAACACCUUUCAGUCGGCCAGUGGGUUACAUUGGAUGCCGAGUGGCAUGGUGCCGGAAUCCCUGUCCUCGCAAAAGUCGGCUCAGCUAUCCAGAUUGGAAAAGACGUCCAAGUCCUAUCACCAGGUGAAACGACGAACCCUGCCCAACUACCGCUAGACGACUACCGAGCCGUCGAGAUCUUUCCACCAAAGGAUGGCCUUGGGGAUAAGUGGUACGACAACGCGUGGUAUGAGGACGAUGGCGUCUCGGCUAUGGCGAAGAACAGGAUAUCCAAGUAUGAGCUUUCUUAUGCGGCUGACAACGCAGAGGUCAAGGUCAAGUUUGUCAGGCAUGAGGAGUCUGGUUUCAAGGCGCCUUGGAAGAUGUUACAUGUGAUUCUGCCUCCUGGGGAUGGUCGAGUGGUGCGAUGUGUUGAUGGGACUGUCGCGAAGGAGUUGAAAAGGGAUGAACAAGGCCGGCGGCAUUUUCAGAUUGGCUAG